This is a messenger RNA of Spodoptera frugiperda (fall armyworm), 967 nucleotides long. RefSeq names its product trypsin CFT-1-like. NCBI's taxonomy places the organism in Eukaryota, Metazoa, Arthropoda, Insecta, Lepidoptera, Noctuidae. Gene Ontology annotation, molecular function: serine-type endopeptidase activity. Gene Ontology annotation, biological process: proteolysis. Bases 109 to 888 code for a protein of 259 amino acids. The transcript has 4 exons. The record is from RefSeq and is a predicted model, not a curated record.
UCAUUGGGUAUAAUAUAAUAAUUAUAGUAUUGAUUAACUAACUCUAUGAUAAGUACAUAAUAUAAGGUGAAUUACCGAACGAUUACAAUACAUUCGCGGUAAGGCAAGAUGGCGGUGUUGGCUUUGGCUGUUCUUUUCAUUGCAGGUCUCGCCUGCUCAUCUGCAGAGGAGGGGAAAUUAACCUCGAUUGAGGAGUACCCCAGCCUGGUGCAGGUGGAGAACCGCGCAGGCCUGCUGUGGCUGCAGUUCUGUGCUGGUAGCGUGCUGACUUCCUACCACAUUCUCUCAACGGCAAGAUGCUUCUCUGGACCCAACUACACAGACCGCAACCGCCGCAUCAGAGCUGGUACCUCCUACCGUGGAUCCGAGGGUAUUAUCCGUGAAGUCUCCAGAGCCUACCUGCAUCCAACCUUCGGUCUGUUGGCCAACGAUGGAGAUAUCUCCGUGGUCCGCCUAGAAACCCCAAUGACCUUGGGUAGCACUAUCGCCCAGGCUCCCAUUCUGGGUGAGGGCAUCUACCUGCCUUAUGGUCUGCAGCUGCAGCUUGUCGGCUGGGGUACUACUAGUGAGGGCGGAAACCGAGGCGACAGCAACCUCUACGAGCUGGACAUCUACACAGUCUCCAACGACGACUGUUUAGAAACAUACUUGGGGCGCGACGACGUAGUCAACAACACCAUCACUGAGAACAUGAUCUGCACCGGACUCCUCAGCACCAAGGGUCGGGAUCUUGACACUAGGGAUGAGGGAGCCCCUCUCUUCUUCAGCGGAGUGACAGUUGGUAUCGUCUCCUUCGGUGUCUCCAACGGAGAGGACAGUGUCCCUCUCGUCAGCACCGCCAUUUCUUCGUACACCAACUGGAUUGUUGAGACCGCGACUUUAUUAUAAAGAUGUAACGUGAUGAAGCGAGUUUAAAUUAAGAUGUUAAUUUUUAGUGCUUUUAAAUAAAGGAUUUUGUUAAAUUGUU